UCCCAUCGGUCUCGUCACACUUCAACGGUUCGAGCCACAGUGCAAGAACAAGAAGGCGGACUGGCUGUGAAUAGCUUUUGGAAGAGGGAGUGAUACAGCAAACAUUGGACUAGCUAACGUUAGCUAUAACAAAGACUUUUCAGAAUGGAUUAACCCGUUUUGCGAGAUAAUUAAGUGGUUAUAUUCUCCUAAGGACAACCUUAUAUCGGUAAAGGAUUGCUUGUUUUCAUUUUUUGCUUCUGAGAAAUUCAAUAAUGCAACUCACCACAGUGUGUGGAUAGUGAUGGAGCUAACGUUGCACUUCUGUAUCAGCUCUCGCUUUGGAUGCUUACUGCUUACUCAGUUUGUGUUAUAACAAUUUAUCAAUUAUAACAAUUUACCUAUUGAGAUAAUAUAGUACAACGACGAAAUGCUGGCUUGUAUGUGAGAACAUACGCGUCUGUAACUGGCUAGCAAGCCCAUACGCUUAUGUUAGACUAGCUAACAAGCUAGUUAGCUUGUUAGCAUUUCGGCUCGUCAACUGAUUGUCAAACGCGAGCAUUUUCCGUCACGAGGGAAGACGUUUAGAAAUCCCAAAAAGCUAAAUGUUUGAACCUUGUCUUUAAAACAGAUUUAUUUAUUGUCGGUUGAUAUUAAGUUAUUGUUAAAUAUCAGUUUUUGCCAAAACGGCUGCCCUAACGAAGUGUAACGUUAUCCCCUGGAAUCUUUCAAAAUGCACCAUCCUCAUUCUGCAGGAGACUCUGGCAGCGUCAGAAAGAUGGCGCACCCGGCGAAUUUUCCUAGAAGGGGUAAUGUUAGCAACAUUAACACCGGCGCCGGGAGUGUUCCCACGUUGUCAACACCGACUAGUCCAGCUGUUAGCAAAUGCCACGUUCCCACUGAAGACUACCAAUCCCCCCUAUUGAUGCAGUCUCAACCUCCUGUUGGAUCAUCCUCCCCUGGGCCUCAGCACCCUCCCCACAGCCUUAACCUGCACUCCCAGCCACAGCCCCAGGCUCUCUCCUCUGGGUCUCAGAUGAUGAUGAAGAAGAAGAGUGGCUUCCAGAUCACCAGUGUGACUCCAGCACAGAUCUCUGUGAGCACCAACAACAGCAUAGCGGAGGACACAGAGAGCUAUGAUGAUCUGGAUGAGUCUCAUACAGAGGAUCUGUCCUCUUCAGAGAUCCUGGAUGUCUCCCUCUCCAGGGCCAAUGACAUGGCUGGGGGUGCAAGGAGCUCCUCAGAGGAGACGCUGAAUAACUUUCAUGAGGCGGACACCCCCGGGGCUAUCUCCCCCAACCAGCCCCCCCACUCCUUGCCCCAGGGUCCCCAGCACGGAGGGAUGGUGAACGGAAAUGUGCACCACUACCAUCACCAGAGGCAACAUAAUCACCCUCAGCAGGCCCUGGCUCAGCCUCCUUCCUCUGACCCCCACUUUACUCCCACCUCUGGAGGGGCUGGGGGUGCCCUAAAUAUGCCUUCUACAAUGGAGGUACCUCUGGAGAAUGUUUCAGUGGGUUCUGCCAGUGUUGCUACUCAGCCUGUAGCAGCUGUCUCUCUCCCUGGAAUGCACAGCUCUGCUGCAGUAGCUACUGUUAGCAUAGCUAAUCCCCUGACCAGCAAUGUUUGUAAUGUGAAUAUGUACAGCUCUUCCAAUGUAUCUGUGAUGGGAGGUGUUAGCACCAGCGCUAGCAGCAGUGGUGGUGGCUUCCCCCCUAGUGUGAUGAGUUGCAGUGGGAGGGUUGGAGGUUUGAUGGGGAGUAACUUUGGCAACCCCAAUGUCAAUCUGAUCCAACACCAAAGCUCUGGAACUGUGAACUCGAGCAUCACUAUGAUUUCUGCUGCUGCCAGUGGCUCUGUGGUGUUGGGGCCCUCCAGUGGCACACAGGGUGGAGGAGCUGCCAUACCUCAGCCAGGGAUGAGCUCCUCAGGCAUGGCUCUAGCCUCAGUCCCCUCCUCCCAUCCCCCCCCAACCCCAGCUCCUGCCACCACUAGCUCCCGUUUCAGAGUGGUCAAGCUUGACUCCAGCUCAGAGCCAUUUAAAAAGGGCAGAUGGACAUGUGCUGAGUACUAUGACAAGGAGACCCCAGCUUCGGCCCCUGCCCCCUUGUCCUCUGAGGCUACUGCCCCUAGUGGCCGGGUUGUGGACAGCAUGCGGCCGUGUGGGCCUGAGUGUGUGAAAGUGGGGUCGGAGAGGGAGAACACCAGUGGGAGUUCAGUGAGCAGCACAGUCAGCACACUGAGUCACUACACAGAGAGUGUGGGAAGUGGAGAUGCUGGAGGCCCCCCAUUACUCCAGCCCCACCCCCACUACCAGGACUACUCCAACCCCCCUCCGUCCUUCCAGACCUCCCGCCCAGGUUUCCCCAUGGUGGUGUCCCAGUCUCACCUGCUGCCCACCGUGGCUCCCUCAGUCCCUGCCAGCGUUCACCAGCCUGCCCCCAUCAACAUGGUGGGCCUCCAGACCACCAUAGGCCACCAAACCACUCCUAUGCCCCAGCAGCCGCUCACCUACGCCCAGGCAGCCUCCAUCCCGGCUCCUGGCUCAGCUCAGAGCCUAGUGGGGGUGCUCCAGAAGCAGAUGGGCUAUGCUCUUACACAGCAGCCUUCUGCGACUCCCCAGGUAGCCCCGGUGCACAGGCUGAGCCAGGGAGGGGGCAUGCCUCCAGACUACCCCCAGCCCAAGGCAGGCUUACCCCAACCUGCUGUUCCACAGGCCCUGCCUGGUUCCGGGCAGAUGAUGGGAGUCUCGCAGCAGCAGGUGGUUGGCUCCAUGCCCCAGCUCCAACCCCAGGGUCUCGUCCAACAGCAGCCCCAGCAGACCUCAAUCCAGGCCUCUGUUGCAGGAGGGGGGUUAAUGCCUCAGAUGGGCCCAGGAGGAGUGACUGGGUUUGGGCAGCAGCCACAAGGACACUCUCUCCCCCUGGACCACCAACAUCAGCAACAACAGCAGUCAUUCCCAAGCAAAGCCCAAGGACUUGCCACCCAGCUGUCUAACACUGCCCUCCCUAACCAGGGCUGUCUAGUCUCCAAUGUGCUUCCUCCUAACCCACAGAGUGACUCCCAGCCCCAAAACGGCAGUGGCCUGGCCCAGUCUCACCCCCAGGCGCAGCCACCCGGGGUCAGCAUGCCCCAGGACUUCAGCAGUGCACAGGCCCACACCCAGGCUGUGGCUUCCCAAGCCAGUGCCCUGUACGCCAGCCUGCCCUCCUUCACCACCACCCAGCUGGAGGAUGCCCAGCGCCUGCUCUUCCAGGACCAGUCUGCCCUGCUGGCCCAGACCAUGGCCAAGCUGGCUGGGGAGGGUGGCACUGCGGCAGGCACAGGCCUGGGGACUGAAAGUAACGCAGCCGCCGCCACGGCCGUCAGUGCCUUAACCUCUUCUGCCGGACUCUUCAAAGCCGUGGAUGGAGACGAUGAUGGUUCGUCAGGAGCCAGUGUGGUGGCCAUAGACAACAAAAUUGAACAGGCUAUGGACCUGGUGAAGAGCCACCUGAUGUACGCAGUGAGGGAGGAGGUGGAGGUUCUGAAGGAGCAGAUCAAGGAGCUGAUUGAGAGGAACUCCCAGCUUGAGCAGGAGAACAGUCUUCUGAAGACCCUGGCCAGCCCAGAACAGAUGGCUCAGUUCCAGGCCCAGACCCAGACAGGCUCCCCUCCCUCCUCCACCCAGCCUCCAGCCCAGGCACCAACCCUACCCCUGACCCAACCAUCACACAACUCUGGACCCUCUGCGUAGCAUCACCUCCUACCCCCAGAGAGGGGUAGAUGAGGAAGUCUAUCAACCAACCAGGGCCUGACUGACUUGACAGUCCUCAGACAGACUCCUGUUCUAACGCUGCAGAACAACCAGGCCUUCAUUGCACGGGGCUACGCUGUUAAGACAAGAAUUUGCACAUAUUUAACUUUGAGAGCGGCGACAGGUGUUGUCAUCGUUUCAAGACUAUUAAAAACACUAUCAAAGAUAAUCUGCCUAGGAGAGGAGGGAAAGGGGCUGUUAUAGGAGAAUGAACAUUGCCAAAAAAUUCAUGGACUUAGGAGAGAGAGAGAACAAGAUUGUCUGACUAAGAAAAACAAAACCAACAAGAAAGUAGACAUGACUUAGUUACUGUGCCUGUGUCAAUGAAUUUCAAGUGAUGUCGACUUCAGUGGUAACGAUGAUGGAGGGAGAUAGUAACGGCCAUGCUUUGCUGAAUCCUGAUAAUGUAAAUAAAUACAGUGGUUCUCUUCUGCUUGCGUGCUACAGAGAGACAGACGGAGAAUGGAGCACCUCUCAUGGUGACAACGUGAAAAAUCAGAGGAUUAUCAUGGUGUGAUAGUCCCCAUCUGGCAUUUGGCGAGUGAGGGGGAGGAGAUCUGAAGGGAGAACACGACAACAUUUCCAUGGACGUCAUCAUUUAAACUGUGGGAUUGAAUGGAGUAUUGUAGCCUACACUUGCUUAUUAAAAGAGAUGAUGAUUAUGACAUUAUUUUAAUUUGAACCCCUCAGCCUUGCGCCCUGUUAAACCUCAUUGCGGCUUCUCUUCUCAUGUAAAGGAGCACAGGGGCUGAGAUGUUUGGCUAAGCUGCAUUUUCAAAAAUGAGUUGAUGGGCUUUCUACAUUGUGUAUAUUUCUGUAUAUUUAGUGUAAUAUAGUGACAUAAGGAGAGAAGACAGACGCUAUUUAGGUGAAGUACAAAUGGUGAGUGAUCUAGGCCUAGUAAUGGGCUGGUCUGAAGAUAUGUGCUGUCUUUUUAAUGCUGUAAUUCAGGACAAUAGAGCUGUGGAGGUUAUUUAACUGGCAAAUAUCCAGUAUCCAUAUCUUCGGCUGCAACAUUAACGCCUACUGUAAACCAUCGUUCACUUGAAAUGAUUUGAAGUAAAUGUAUUUUGUUUUCAUUUUGACGGUAAAGUACUUCCGGAUGAUCAGCUCUUAAACAUAACACACACGUUACUCUGAAUAUCAGAAAGAUGAACUGAAAUGGAUUCUUUGCAUUCUAUGUAUACGUUGUAUGCUCAUGUUCCGUGCAUGUUUCCUCAAACCAAAUGAGGUAUUGUAAACAUACUUAACACAAUUGCACUUGACAGUUUCACUUCACAACUUUCAAUAAAAUGUUAAAGGAAUAAUCAA
Oncorhynchus mykiss (rainbow trout) is the source of this 5086-nucleotide messenger RNA. RefSeq names its product TSC22 domain family protein 1. The record is from RefSeq and is a predicted model, not a curated record. Gene Ontology annotation, biological process: regulation of transcription by RNA polymerase II; negative regulation of apoptotic process; positive regulation of cell population proliferation. Gene Ontology annotation, cellular component: cytosol; nucleus. NCBI's taxonomy places the organism in Eukaryota, Metazoa, Chordata, Actinopteri, Salmoniformes, Salmonidae.